GAGGCGCUUCCCAUUUCGAUUGAGAGAUUCAGCUUCUCCGUUUUGGCUCUGGGAUAAUUCCUUGAGUUUCCCCUUUAACCGCCCAGUUUUGUUUUUCUGAUUGUCGGCAAUUAUUUUGCCUCCAGAGUAUGUUUUACUCUGACAUUCUGAGAGAAAGCCGACAGCAGCAGACAGACAUUCGGGAGGCUGCUUCUCUGCGCCUGCAGAGGCGAAUGAAACAAGCUGUCCAGUUCAUCCAUAAAGACUCGGCAGAUUUAUUGCCCUUGGACGGGCUAAAAAAACUGGGCACCUCCAAAGAAACCCAACCACAUAAUAUUCUGCAAAGACGUUUACUAGAAAGCAACUUGUCAAAAUUUCAAGCCAACAACCGAGGGACCGGGCCUUCUAACAAUUCGUUUCCGGUGCAGAACAAGAGCUUUCAUCAGAUUAAACAAGAAUUUCACAGAAGAACACAUGGUGAUGAUGACCUGAUAUUUGUGUGUUGCAAGUGUGCUGGAUUAGAGACGACGUUACAGAUUGACACUGGCUCUGGAUAUAAUCUCAUUUCAACUGCCUGUGUGGAUAAUCUGGGGCUGAUGGAACUUGUGAAAACAGAAAAGGGUGAAACUGAAACAAUGGGUAUGCCCUUUAGUUUAAAGGUCAUUGGCCAAAUGGACAAUAUUGCAAUCUCUAUAGGGCAACUCGAUAUUAAGUGUUCAGCAAUUGUGGUGGAUGAUGAUAAGAAAAUUCUCUCUCUUGGAUUGCAGACCUUGAGAUCUUUGAAGUGCAUAAUCGACAUGGAAAAACAAUAUUUAAUUCUUGGAGAGAAAGAGAAAGAGGAGAUUCAAUUUCUGAAUAUUGACAGCAGAUUGAAUAUUGAUGGCUCUUCUUGAAGUACAGAAGUUGAAAUAUGUGACGGAAGUAAACAUUUAAUUUGCAGAAGUGUUCUUCGAUGGCUCAUGCAUUUGUAUGACAAAACAACCAAUCUACGGCUUGUCUGACACCUUCCUACUUCUGGUUUUGUCUUUAAUACAAGUUUUCAGAAUGAACAUGGAAUUUUCUAGCAUUUAGACAAUCGUAUAUCCUCUUCAGUCUUUUAUUUCAGAAUAUACAAUACAAAAUAAAAUUAUAGAAAUAACUUCCUGUACCUUGUUUAAAAAUAUUGACCGUGAGUAUUAAUUUUGAAACAAAAUAAGUUUAUUCUAUUUGUGAGUUGACUGACGUGCACAGUGGUAAAAUAGAGUUUAACCUGUCAGCCUCAUAAUAUUUGGUGAUGUGUUUCUGCAGUAUAAUCUCUUGUAAUCUACAAGACCUGUAUUUGUAUUUGUGGCACUUUCUACUACUUUCUACAGUAAAACAAAUAACUGGUGAAUAAUUUUACAACAUACAUUAAGAUACUUUUUGAGCAUAAAGAUUUAAUAGAAUGUUCAAGUUAUUAUAGAUGUAGAAACUAAUGUGGAAUU
Molecule: messenger RNA, 1442 nt
Organism: Amblyraja radiata (thorny skate)
Lineage: Eukaryota; Metazoa; Chordata; Chondrichthyes; Rajiformes; Rajidae
Product: nuclear receptor-interacting protein 3
Exons: 7
Coding region: 129-872 (247 amino acids)
Biological process (GO): proteolysis
Molecular function (GO): aspartic-type endopeptidase activity
Source: RefSeq, a predicted model, not a curated record